Molecule: messenger RNA, 1377 nt
Organism: Paramecium tetraurelia
Lineage: Eukaryota; Ciliophora; Oligohymenophorea; Peniculida; Parameciidae
Exons: 2
Biological process (GO): DNA-templated transcription
Source: RefSeq, a predicted model, not a curated record
AUGACAGAUAUUAUUGAAAAAGUCCAAUUAAGUAAACUCCCAGAGUAUGUCCAAAUGUCAGAAAAGAAAGGAUACGUGAUGAGACAAUAAUUUAUAUCGAAAGAUUUGAUGCCCCUAUUGAAAUCCUGUUUUUGUGGUCAAUAUGUAAAUCCGGAUUAGGUACUUGUGCUAUGUCCUUCAUGUGAGAAGCCAUUUCAUGCUGAAUGUCUAAUUAAACAAUUUGAUCAAGGAAAUGUUAAUUGUGAUUCAUGCAGGGAAAUCCUUUCUAGCCAAUAAAUUACAGAUCGCAUUAAGGAUGCAUUGUAGACAAGGUAAUCUACAGUUGUUAUCCAAUCAAAUUAACCAAAAAUCUAUGAAUAAUAAAGAGCAAUUUAGAUUGAGGAAGAAGAGGAAGAAGAAUAACUAGAUAGAAAUGAAAGAAGAAUUGAUUUAGAGAAAAUAGUCAAAAAGAUUAAAACCAAAGAUGGCUAAAUCUCAUCUAAAGUGUAAAUCGUGAGGCAAGAUUCAAAUAACAAUGGAAAUUCUAGAGACAAGAACAAAUAACAUGAAAUUACUAUCCCUUAAGCUAAUCCUCCUGAACAAUAAAAACAACAAACUCAACCAUUUAAAAACAUAUCAGCCUAAGCAGUGGAAAAAAUGAAAAGUUGGGUUGAGAGAUACAGACAAAUGGAAUCAAACGCUUCAAGUUUUGAAAAGAAAAGACAAGAAGUCAGAGAAAAGUUCUUUUCAGUUAUUUUUUAUGGAAUUGAAGAAUUAAAAGACAUGUAUUAAAGAGAUCCUACAUCUAUUACACAACUAGAAAAAGAGAUUAUCAAUAAUUCUGACACAGCUUUAUUUUAAUACAUUAAGAAUUUGGCUUUAGACAUUGAAGUUUACACCCAUAUCAAGUUUAAUACAUAAUACAAGACCAAAUUAGAACCACUAUAUGUUGAAAGAUGCAAACUCAUUUAUUUACACAUGAAAGAUGACAAAAACUUAGAAUUGAGAAGAAAAGUCAUCUCCAAAGAAUUCUAAGCCUAAGAUUUGAGUACCAGAGAUGAAAGAGAUCUCUACAAUCCAGAGAAGAGAAAAUAAACUCAAGAGAUAGCUAUGAGAGUUAUUGAACUUAAUUAAAAGGAUAAAGAUGAAGAACAAAAAAUUGCCAAAGAUAUUGAAGAAGUAUCAUUUUCCAGGAAUUAAUCAAUUAAUGAAGAGAUCUAAAUCCCCACUUAAAAGAAGGAUGGACAUUCAACCAGAACACUUUUGAAAGAAAAAAUGAUGGAAUAUUCAGUCGAAAAAUCUAUAAUGAGAUUUAAAAAAAGAAUUGCUGAUGAACUUAAUGACAAGGAGCGUCUACUAAUAUUAGCCAGUUUAGAAUAGUAUCAACUCCAUUAAUGA